This is a messenger RNA of Gilbertella persicaria, 1674 nucleotides long. RefSeq lists its product as uncharacterized. NCBI's taxonomy places the organism in Eukaryota, Fungi, Mucoromycota, Mucoromycetes, Mucorales, Choanephoraceae. Gene Ontology annotation, biological process: carbohydrate metabolic process. Gene Ontology annotation, cellular component: cytosol. The record is from RefSeq and is a predicted model, not a curated record. The transcript has 3 exons. Bases 1 to 1674 code for a protein of 557 amino acids. Gene Ontology annotation, molecular function: magnesium ion binding; phosphoglucomutase activity.
AUGGUCAACAUUCAAACUGUCUCUACUGAACCCUACGAAGGUCAAAAGCCUGGUACCUCAGGCCUUAGAAAACGUGUCAAGGUUUUCCAACAAAAAAACUAUACCGAGAACUUCAUUCAAGCUAUUCUUGAAUCUAUUCCCGAAGCUGAUGGUGGUGCUUCUGGUGCUACUCUCGUUGUAGGUGGUGAUGGUCGUUAUUAUUCUGAUGAAGUCCUUCAAGUGAUUGUUAAGUGUAGUUUGGGUCAAGGUGUUGGUAAGUUAAUUGUGGGCCGUAAUGGUAUUGUCUCUACUCCUGCUGUCUCCAACUUGAUUCGUAAGUACAAGGCUACUGGUGGUAUUCUCUUGACUGCCUCCCAUAACCCUGGUGGUCCUGAUAACGAUUUUGGUAUCAAAUAUAACUGCUCCAAUGGUGGCCCUGCUCCUGAAUCUGUGACCAACCAGAUUUAUGAAAAGUCCAAGGUUAUCAAGGAACUCAAGUUGGGUGAAGCUCCUAAAGUAGAUUUCUCUCAAUUGGGCACUCAAAAGAUUGGUUCCUUGACAAUUGAAAUUAUUGAUGGUGUCCAAGAUUAUGUUGAAUUGAUGAAGACUAUCUUUGACUUUGAUGCUAUCAAGGCCUUUUUUGCCAAUAACAAGGAUUUCAAGAUGUUGUUUGAUGGUAUGAAUGGUGUCACUGGUCCUUAUGGCUACCGUCUCUUUGUCGAAGAAUUUGGCCUUCCUGAAUCUAGCGUGAUGCGUUAUGUUCCCAAGCCUGAUUUUGGUGGUGCUCACCCUGAUCCCAACCUGACUUAUGCUCAUGACUUGGUAGAAGCUGUCAAGGAAAAGGGUUACGACUUUGGUGCUGCUUCUGAUGGUGAUGGUGACCGUAACAUGAUUAUUGGUAAGGAUGCCUUUGUUACUCCUUCAGACAGCGUUGCUAUCAUUGCUCAUUAUGCCAAAGAUGCUAUUCCUUAUUUCAAGAAGAAUGGCGUCAAUGGUUUGGCUCGUUCCAUGCCUACUUCUCAAGCCGUUGAUUUGGUUGCCAAAAAGAUGGGUGUUGAGCACUUUGAAGUGCCCACUGGUUGGAAGUUCUUUGGUAAUCUCAUGGACGCUGGUCGUUGUUCUAUCUGUGGUGAAGAAUCUUUUGGUACUGGUUCCGAUCAUAUUCGUGAAAAAGAUGGUGUUUGGGCUAUUUUAGCUUGGUUGAGUAUCAUUGCUCAUGUCAAUAAGACCAAGAAGGCUGGUGUUCAAGAUAUCCUUCAAGACCAUUACAUGACAUAUGGUCGUAAUUUCUUUAGUCGUUAUGACUAUGAAGAAGUUGAAAGCCAAGGUGCUGAAGAUAUGGUCAAGAGACUUGGUGAGUUGAUUGAAAAGAAGGAAUUGGAAAACAAGACAUUUGGUCAAUUCACUAUUGCAAAAGCUGAUGAUUUUGAAUACUUGGAUCCUAUUGAUGGCAGUGUCUCUAAGCAUCAAGGUAUCCGUAUUAUCUUCAAAGAUGGCUCCCGCAUCAUUAUUCGUUUGUCUGGUACUGGCUCUCAAGGUGCUACCGUCCGUCUCUAUGUUGAAAAGUAUUCUAGCGAUCCCUCUGAGUAUGUCAAGGAUGCUCAAGUUGGUUUAAGACCUUUGAUUGACGUUGCUUUGGAAUUGUCUCAACUUGAAAAGUUCACUGGUCGUAAAGAACCCACUGUUAUCACAUAA